UAUUUCUAUAAAAUGGAUACUGGUGGAAUUAUUCCCGAUAUUAUUGAUACUAAACCUGGUGCCAUUGCCAAGGUUACCUAUCCUGGAGAUGUCAAAGUUGAAUUGGGCAAGGAAUUAACACCAACACAAGUCAAGGAUCAACCUGUAGUUAGCUGGGAAGCAGAAGAUGGUGCACUCUAUACAUUGUUGAUGGUCGACCCAGAUGCACCAUCCCGCCAAGAACCAACUUAUCGUGAAAUUUUGCACUGGCUGGUUAUCAAUAUUCCAGGCAAUAAAGUGGCCGACGGUCAAGUCGUAGCAGAAUAUAUUGGUUCUGGUCCACCAGAAGGUUCUGGUUUGCAUCGUUAUGUUUUCCUAGUGUUCAAACAAGAAGAGAAAAUUUCCACCGACAAAUUUAUAGCAAAAACAAGCCGUGAAGGACGUCUGAGUAUCAAAACACGAGAUUAUAUUACCAAAUAUAAAUUAGGAAACCCCAUUGCUGGCAAUUAUUAUCAGGCUCAAUAUGACGACUAUGUACCAAUCUUGAAAUCUCAGUUAAAGUGA
Messenger RNA from Musca vetustissima, 543 nucleotides. Its product is annotated as protein D3-like. Bases 13 to 543 code for a protein of 176 amino acids. The transcript is spliced from 2 exons. The record is from RefSeq and is a predicted model, not a curated record. Lineage: Eukaryota; Metazoa; Arthropoda; Insecta; Diptera; Muscidae.